UAACACAUGAGAGACAUGUCGUCCACACCGGAGGAGAAGAAGCAGAAGAAGAGACGACACGACGACUCGGAGGCGGACGACGAGACCAAUGAUGACAAACGACCCAAAGAUGAGGACAACAGCGACGAAGACGUGUCCGUAGACUCGGAGGAAGACUCAGAUAUGGACGAAGCGGACGACGAAGAAGAUGACAGCGAUAUCAACAAAGAAUUAAACAUCGAUUUCAGCGCUUAUCAGGCGAUUGACGACGACUUCAAUGGCAUUAAAUCGCUUUUACGUCAGCUUUGGCUCAAAGAAAACAUCGAUGUCUCACAAUUGGCUCAACUUCUUGUCGACCAAAACACCAUCUGUUCUGUGCUUAAGCAAGACGAGGACGAAGAGACCGCCGAUGACAGCGACGCCGAAGAGGAGGAUCUGGAUGUCUAUGGAGUCACUUCUGUCAUACCUCUGGUCUCGUAUGAGGACAAGGAUUGCGUUAAACAAAUCAAAGACAUAUUAAUCGGUUAUACGCCUAAAGAGCGGCAAAUCCACAAACUCUUGACCACGUCUUCGGCCAAAAUCGGUCUAAUAGUGAACGAAAGGUUCGCUAAUUUGCCGCCAAAGAUAUCGCAGCCGUCGUAUCACAA
This is a messenger RNA of Medioppia subpectinata, 626 nucleotides long. The record is from the annotation of a GenBank genome assembly. Lineage: Eukaryota; Metazoa; Arthropoda; Arachnida; Sarcoptiformes; Oppiidae.